AUGUUUAAAACAGGUCACAGUGGGUUGAAGUAAAGAAAGAAAGAAGCUGUUUUUUAGUGCGAGUACAACCGGCUAAUCCGCGCUGUCAGGACCCCGGCGAACUGUGAACCGGAAAUACAAUGACCGCUAUGCGCCUGAACAAAAAGUUCACCCGGCUGCUAGCUGUUUCAUUUGACAUCAAGAUGCUAACUAUGUAAUCAAAAGAAACUCCGUCUGUUUGGCAUGUAUGCCUCGACAUCAAUAAAACAGUUUUCUGUUCCCGGGUCGGCUCUGCGGCUGCAGUGAAAGUGAAGCUCUGACAGUUUUCAACCAUUUGACUGCUGCCCUUCUCAAUGAGGUACAGAGGAGCUCAGAUCUGUCUGCGGGCUCAUGGCUCGAGCUGUCUGUCCCGCCUCUCCCUGCCCGGCAGAAUCACUCCGGUCCGCACCUACAGCUCGCAAAAUCAGCCCGGCUCCCCUCCACCCACCAACCCCAGCCCUCCUGAAGGGAAGAGUGGAGCUCAGGUGGUGAAGGAGCGUACCGUGGCUGCCUUACAGCAUGCAGGUGAAUUGGGGCAGCAGUGGGGUCAGCGGGCGACUCAGACGGCCUCCGCCUCCGUCAACUACUGGUGGGAGAGGUACGAGGAGUUUGUCGGACUCAACGAGGUCCGCGAGGCCCAGACGAAGGUCACUGAGGCUGAGGCGGCGUUCAUGGUGGCCAGAGGGAUGGUGCGCGAGGCUCAUGCCAGCCUGGAGGCCCUGCAGGUCAGACUGAAGGAGGUCAGAGACCGGCUGGACAGAGUCUCCAGGGAGGAGGCUCACUACCUGGAGCUGGCCACGCUGGAGCACAAGCUGCUGCAGGAGGAGCGGCGUCUCCGGACAGCGUACGAGAACGCAGAGGGUUCAGAGAGGGAGAAGUUUGCCUUGUUCUCAGCCGGCGUCAGGGAGAGCCACGAGAAGGAGAGGACGAGAGCAGAACGCACCAAGAACUGGUCCAUCAUCGGCUCGGUACUCGGAGCCCUGAUCGGGGUCAUGGGAUCAACAUACGUCAACCGCGUCCGCCUGCAGGAGCUGAAGAAUCUGCUGCUGGAGGCCCAGAAAGGUCCAGAGAGCCUGCAGGAGGCUCUCAGAGUCCAGGCUGGAAACCAUCGCUCCCAGCAGGACGAGCUCCGAACCAUCAUCGACAGCCUCAGGCUCGCCCUGAAUGACGCGUCCACACAGAGGGACAUCGUCCUCCAGGAAAAGAGGGCUCCGACCUCAGACUCACCCGCGGUGCCUCUCUCAGCUCUUAAAGACCUCCACAUCGGCAAAAAGACAGAGUCGCUUCUGGAGUCCCUGCAGCCACAACUGGGCCAACUGGGACAAGGACUGGGUAGAGUGGAGAGCGAGUUAUCGGUGGUGAGGAGGCUGCUGGAGACCAAACCUCAGGCGGAAACACGCGCCGCUCAGCCGCAGUUAGCAACACCAGAGCGUCCAGAGCAACCAGAGCGACCAGAGCGAGGGGACCGGUGGGAGUCGGAGGCGGUGGUGAAGCAGCUGGAGGAGACCCAGAGGACGCUGGGAGAACGAAUCAGGACAAACACUCUUUAUAACGCAGUGUUUACCUACACCGCCGCCGCCAUCACCGUCUCUGCAGUCUUCCUGCUAACCAGAGGGACUGGUUAGACACGAGACCUCCAGUUUGUUCACACGCACUGAACCACUGUCAGUUACUGGGAGCGAUAAUCUGAAUGAAUUAUGUCAGAAAACAUUUGAACUCAGACUCUGUAAUAAACUGGUUCCAGGUCCUGAUUGGGCUCCUCUUCCACUGCUGCUGUUUACUGCACCGCUGACUGCCUCUAAAUAUGAUCGAGUCCGUGAUCUCAAGAUUAAAUGUGAACUAAGAAGAGUUUAAUUCCAGCUCGCUGUAUUCAGACUUGUGCCGUAUGUAAUAUUUCAUACCUUCAUACCUUCCUGAAUCUUCUUUGGUGUACAUGGUUUAUGACGGUAUGAGUGUGCGGCGCUAACACCCUCCAAUGGCCAGCUCUGUACUUACUUUCAGCUUUUCAGACGAAUAAAUACACAUUUACACAAAAUGUUAAGAAAUAUAAGUAAUUAGUGAUAUUCUCGUACUCAUGUUCCUUAUUAAACAGAGAGAUAAAACUUUACACCUUUUAAAUUUAACUUUCUCUCAGUCACAGAUGACUGAUGAGGAUUAAUUAGUUAACUCAUCAUAAAACACACUUCAUUCAAGCUCAACAGAAACAAAAUAAACCAUCUUGGUUACUCUCGCUAGUAAUCUAGAUAGUAAGUCAACUGUUCUAACAACCACCAGCUCAGGUUUGAUCGAAAUAAAUCCUUAAUUCACCUUAAUUCAGAUGUAAAAAAAACAUGCUGUCUCUCUGCCUGCUGGCCGCCGGCUGUU
Messenger RNA from Plectropomus leopardus (leopard coralgrouper), 2382 nucleotides. It is a transcript of the gene ccdc51, whose product is annotated as coiled-coil domain containing 51. NCBI's taxonomy places the organism in Eukaryota, Metazoa, Chordata, Actinopteri, Perciformes, Serranidae. The record is from RefSeq and is a predicted model, not a curated record.